Molecule: messenger RNA, 666 nt
Organism: Sclerotinia sclerotiorum 1980 UF-70
Lineage: Eukaryota; Fungi; Ascomycota; Leotiomycetes; Helotiales; Sclerotiniaceae
Exons: 2
Coding region: 1-666 (221 amino acids)
Molecular function (GO): acyltransferase activity, transferring groups other than amino-acyl groups
Source: RefSeq, a predicted model, not a curated record
AUGUGGGUAAGAAAGGAAGGAUUCAAGCUACACCGGAGGAGAAAGAAGACAAAGAAGAAGAAGACGGCGGAGGACAAGACUGUAUCUAAUAUUCCUCAUCAACAAAUCUAUUCUUCAUAUGAGUUUUCUGUCUCAGCCUUCCCGAUCGUUCUAAAUUGUCUCACACUUGCCGUUGAUCAGACUUCCAGACUUUUCGAUACAUUAUCUUUAACAGACAAGAUUAUUUGUUUGAUGGUACGAUUAUCUACCAUGUCAGAGGUACAUGAACGACCAAAACUUACAGAUUCGCGUCAUCAUACUGUGCGUGAAGCACGACACGAGGAUAUCCCGUUAUUAGCAGACGUUGAGCGAUCAGCAGCUGAAUUAUUCGCAUGUUUCAACGUUCCCGUUGGUGAUUCCGUCUUGGACCCAUCAUUAUUAACGACCAUGUUGAAAGCUCAUCAUCUCUGGGUCGCUGUCAACAGUGAAGCCAAACCCGUGGGAUUCAUUGGAGGCUUUAAAAUUGAUGCUAAUUUCCAUGUGGCCGAAGUCUCAGUUGGUAGGGAUAGCCAAAAGCAGGGAAUCGGGAAUGCUUUGAUGUACAGAAUGAUGACAGAUAUAGGAAAGGAGGGAUUUCCUGCAAUUACCCUCACCACCAACAAGGUUCUUCCAUUCAAUCGUCGUUAG